Messenger RNA from Cyphellophora attinorum, 507 nucleotides. RefSeq lists its product as uncharacterized. The record is from RefSeq and is a predicted model, not a curated record. The coding region runs from base 1 to 507 and encodes 168 amino acids. The transcript has a single exon. Lineage: Eukaryota; Fungi; Ascomycota; Eurotiomycetes; Chaetothyriales; Cyphellophoraceae.
AUGAGUGAACAGCCCACGAUUUCCCCCAUCACCGGGUUGCCAAACAUCAAGCGUCUGAUAACCGACAUCGACAGCAACGGCAAAGCGGUCUUCUCGAACAUCAUCGAUGAGAAUCUAGAGCUGAAGGAGCUCACCCUGAUUCCAUUUGGCGGCAAGGAAUCUGCACGCGUUGCUGUGGCCUACGCAACAAAUAGUUUCCCCACCACAUUGAAGGACCAGACCGACAUCAAUGUCUUCAGCGAAUUUCAAGCAAAACCACCUGGGGUGUUCGUUCCUAAUGGCUCGGUACUUCGCUAUCUCGACUUCCCUCCUGGGUCUAAAUCACCGAUGCACGCUACCAAAAGCCUCGACUACGCAAUAGUGAUUGAGGGAACCAUCAUUGCGAUUCUUGAUGAUGGUCAGGAACGGACCAUGUCCAGGGGAGAUGUGCUGGUGCAGAGGGGGACGAAUCAUGCGUGGCUAAUGCCAGUGGUACCGAAUGGGCUCGAAUGGUCUACGUGCUCCUAG